Molecule: messenger RNA, 2313 nt
Organism: Lodderomyces parapsilosis
Lineage: Eukaryota; Fungi; Ascomycota; Pichiomycetes; Serinales; Debaryomycetaceae
Exons: 1
Coding region: 1-2313 (770 amino acids)
Source: RefSeq, a predicted model, not a curated record
AUGAUUUACGACAAACCGACUGAAUAUCAUUACUUACCACCACCUGGUCAAUAUCAACAACACCAUCAUCAAGAAUCAGUGCAACAACAGCAUUCACCUCAACACCUCCCACAACAGCUGCUAAAAGAGUAUGGUGGUGGAAACACGACCACAACUACUGCAACAACAACAACAGGUGCUAGUUUCUUACCUUCAAUUUCCCACCACACCACUCCUGUGUACCAACACCAAGUGGAAGCGUCACAUUUAGAACAACCUAUGUCAUCUAUUACACAUUCUAAUGCACAACCUUACCCUUAUAACUACCAGCAAGCACAGGUGCAGCAGCAACAGCAUCAUUCAUUUUAUGCUCCUACUUCGCAUGGAGCCACCUAUCAAUAUACCCCCCUCCCGCAUGCAAACAACUCAUCUAAUUUACCACCAUCCUCGGUCAAUGCAGGCGCCAACAACAACAAUACCACAAAUAGACGAGGCCCAUGGUCACCAAUGGAAGACAAAAGAUUACUCGAACUUAUAUCGAUGUAUGGAGCCACAAAUUGGGUUAGAAUAGUCAACACUUUGGAAACACGUACACCAAAACAAUGUCGUGAAAGGUAUCAUCAAAAUUUAAAGCCAAGUCUUAAUAGAGCACCUAUCACUGUUGAGGAAGGUGAAUUGAUUGAAAAGUUGGUGGCUCAAUACGGGAAAAAAUGGGCUGAAAUAUCUCGUCAUUUGAAUGGAAGGUCAGAUAAUGCUAUCAAAAAUUGGUGGAAUGGUGGUGCUAAUAGGAGGAGAAGAGCCAGUUUGGCAACGUCUACCAGCAACAACAACAACAACAACAGCAAUAGUAACUAUAGUGGCAACGGAUUGAAUAAAGCAGACGAGUACAUCGGACAACAGCAGAAGCCGCAACAGCUGCAACAACAACAACAACAACAGCAGCAGCAGCAGCAGCAAUAUCUGCAUUUACCGGCACAUAUUGAAGGUGAUCCAAAACCAAAAACUGCUUCCAAUCUACCACUCCCCCCUCAACCGCAACCGCAAGAACAGACUCACAGCAAAGCCCUUCCAAUGGGAAUAUCCUCAAGUUUAUCCAGCUUAAAUAAUGCAUCCAUACCAUCAGCUAAUUCAACUACAUUUGCUGGUGCAACACCAAAUAGUACAGCUCGUAUUACACACUUACCACAAAUUUCGUUCAACACAUCCAUGUUUGGUGGUGAUAACAAACAACAAAGAGACGCUCACAAGACAUUGCCUAGCAUCAAUUCGUUUGCUGCUGGUAAGUCACCUUUACUUCCAGCAUUAUUAAGAAACAAUGAAACCAGAUCAGCUAGUUUUGAUACCGGAUCAACUGCUGUUGCUGCUACUGGUAGUGGAGCCAAGUCAGCGUUCCCACCGACUACCUUACCACCAAUAUCUCACAGCAACAAGAGACGAUUAAUUGAUGAUCCUUCCAAUUUCACCAAUCGUCGUCACUCUAGUGCUCAUGCUAUGUUGAUGCAAGCACAUGUCAAUGGAUCACAUUCGAACUUGGCUCAUGGUUUCUAUAACAACUCACCAAAACAUGCACCGGUGCAUGCCCAAAGUGGCAACGUGUCGCCAUCAUCGUAUCAUGGUUCUCCAUUGAUGUCGGGGUCACUUGGCUCAAGAAAUAAUUCAGUAACGCAUUUUGAAUUGCUCAAUAACAAUAAUUAUCCUCAUGGCCAAAACCAUCAUCAUCAACACAACAAUGGUGACAAUAUUUCAUCAAUGCGAGGCAUCACAUCGUCUCCCAACUCGACUACAAACAGUCUAUCAUCAAGACGCUCAAGUUCAAUUGUGUCUGACAUGGCCCCUCACUCAUCGAUUGGUAGUAAAUUCGGUGCUGACUAUUACAAUAGCAACAACAAUGGCAACACACAUAGACGAAACUUGUCACAAAAUUCUUCAUUCAACUCCCCCUUGCUUACUCCAUCAACGAGGUUUUCCAUUUCAUCAACUACCUCACUAAUGAAUCACCAAUUGACAACAACUACAUCAUCGCCUGUUCAUAAAUCGCAUGAUUACUACUCCAAGAAUCGAAGUGGUAGUGUUUUAGUUACUGGUAACAUCAAUGCAUUACAAGAAGAAGAGCACAAGCGAGAAAGGCGAAGUGUUGGUGACAGAAGUGGUGACGGAAGUAGCAACGACAACGAUGAUGAUGAUGUGCAAAUGAGUGAUGGAAAAAGAAGGAGUAUUGAUGAUAAUGAUGCAACCCCAAAGCUUUCCAAUGAUCAACAUGCAAAUGCCCAUGAGACCACCAAAUCACCUGGAUCAGAAACUAGAAAAAUGUCGGUAGCUGCCUUACUUGAUUAA